UCACUACUCGCUGGUCCCCUCUGACACCUGCAAGGGCUUAUGAGAAACUCAGUCAGUGUGUGUGCGUGUGUGUGUGUGUGAGAAACACAGUUUAUGUGUGCUUGUGUGUCCAUUUUGUUUUAAGUAAUACCACAGGCUGUGUGAGUAUGUGUGUGUGUGUGGGGGGUGUGUGCUGUCAAAGAAGAUAAAAGGACAAGCUACGGGUUUGACAAUCUGAAGGGGGAAAUAAUUAAACAAACACUGUAGACAAAGCAAAAAAGAAGUAGGAGAACACCAUGAGGACAAUCCGAAGAAGGACCAGGACGAGAAACCAUAAACAACAGAGGAGGAACAAAUGUGAAAAGGAAUUUAAGCGCCAUGGACUGGCCCUUUAGCUACAACGAGCGAGCCAUCAUGGACGACCCUUCCUCCACCCAAUCCUUCACCAACCUCCACCACCAUCGCCACCGCCCAUCCUUUCACCUCACCCUGCCCGGCCUUCAAAGCCCCGAAUUGGGGUACCCGUCCUGUCAGCCUUCCCUGGACCCUCAGGAGCAAUACGGAAGUAGAGGGGAAGACCCCACAAACUCCUUCCCAACAUCAAUUACCUCCUCCGAGGGAAGGAAGGGGAGCAGCGGGGGGGAAAGAGGCUUCCUGACCACGAGCGGUAGCGGCUUGGACGGAGGUGCUAACUUGGGUGGCCAUCUUGACGGAGGAAGCGGGUUAGGCGGCCAUUUUUCGGAUACUUGGUACGGCGACGGCAGAAAAGAAGACGUCUGGGAGGACGGGGAGAAUUGUGAAAGCGCCGAAGGCACCUUUUAUAGAAGAGGGGAUGGCUUCGGUAAAGCAAAUGACGGUUUUUACAGCGUGAAUUGCGGCAGUGAGGAGGCAGUCCGGCGCAAACUCAGAGCGGACUACAAUAAUUGUACCCAAGUUAGCUGCGAAGCGAAAGGCGAUACAGUUUACGACAGGGAGGCCAACGCCAACCACUUCACUAAGCAAACCACUCCAUGGGGGAGCUUCAGCAACAGCGUUGAUUUUUCACGGUUGAGUGAUAAUUAUUUGGGGAGAGAAGAAGACUACGGCUCCAGCUGUGGCUCGGGUGAGGAUCAGCUUCAACCAGCGGAGGGUGAUGGUCCCUGGUUUGGCGCCUCUCUUUCGAGUCACCCCGGAGAGGGCCGGUGGAGAGGAGCCGCGGACCCCGUGGGCCCCCUCGCGGUCAGCGGUGUGACGUACAUUCAGAAACUGGACUCCUUCUCCGAGGCUUUCCUCUCUCAGCGGAGAAGAAGGUUUCCGAUGAUUCCUGGCGGAGACUCUUCAGGACAGGUGUGGGACUUCGGCACGGGGAGGGUCGAAAGCCCUGGAUCGGUGAAGUCGGGACACAGCUGCGCUUUCGAUUCGGACACCCGUCUGCCUCCCUCCUCCUCCUCCUCCCCACCCACGCACCCCUCUCUCCUGUCCUACCCGUCCCCACCCACAUCAUCUCACAUCAUGUCUUCAGUUCUCAGUCCUCCUCCCACACCUCUAUCUCCUCAUUCCCACUCGCCCUCCAAAAUGGACUCUCCCGUUCAAUUUGGGGGCAGCGGACAUUCAGUGUCCCAGGGGGGUCAAUCGCUGCAGUUUUUCGCUCCUCACCUUCAGUCUUUCCCCCCUGUCCGUCCCGCGGGGAUGAUAUGGAAGUUUCCACAGCAGACCCUCGGCUUCCCACAGUCUCCAGGAGACCCGAGACCUUCUCACGGCAGUGACUAUGGCAAUGUCCCAGCCUCCCACCUUCAGUCUCCAGAAGCAGCAUUCCUCUCUUCCGCAUCCCAUCAUUCAUCUCUCCAUCCAUCCACAGCCCUCUGUCCCUCCAGCUCUCCAGCCCUUCAUCCAUCCUUCCAUCUUCCGUCUCUUCAGACUCACCUCUCCGGCCAACGUUAUGAGACGACAGAAAAGACAGCCCCGUACAUUGUGACCAAGAAUGUAAAGUACCAUGCCACUGUGAGUCAGUCACAGCAGCAAACUUCUCAAAUCUACACUGGACUUACAUUCCCCAGUAUCCUUCACUCCGCCAAAGGUCAGAAGAGAGGUCGCUACACUCCUCGACCGCUCCUCAAUCCCCUUCGUAGGGGGACGGGUCUCUACUCCUCCGUAUUGUCUCUCAACCACAGAGAGGACAAAACCACAUGCGGCGCAGAGGAAGACGGAUGUGUCGUGUCACCGUAUGUCAAUGUGGGUCAUAAUUUCCAGGCAGAGCUUCCUCGGUGCAUUGUAGAUGCGGAAGGGUUUAGAGUGUUGUCACCAGAGGAGAAAUCUCCCCUGGAACAGUUGCUUUGGAAACCGUGGGACAAGCUGGAGGAGACAACCCACUUACAAGACCAAGUGGAGCUGCUGCUGUCCAUGUGUAGUUCCAGCUGUGUACCAGGAGGGGGCAGCAACUCAGAGCUGACUAUGCACUGUCUGCACCACUGUCAGGGAAACACAAUGGCCACACUUGACAUGCUGCUGUUCUCACAGCCCUCGCCAACGGGAGACUACCACUACUCUGGUAGUGACUUUUGGACGGACGGUGAAAAGAGUCUCUUCACUGCAACUCUAGGAACUUAUGGAAAAGACUUUUCACGCAUACAGAAAAUGGUGAGGACUAAGACCGUGUGCCAGUGUGUGGAAUUUUACUACCUGAGCAAAAAGCUGCAGGACAAGUUGAUGAAACAGAAGGAGGAGGAGAACAGAGAAAAACUGUUGGAGCAGCAGAAAAAUAUGACGCCUAUCCGUCAGACAGCGCACAAACAGUUUGGCCUGGAGGAGGCGCUUCCUGUGGCCAGCUUCUUCCCGUGCAAGCUGUGUGGCAAAAUGUUCUAUAAAAUCAAGUCCCGUAACGCUCACAUGAAGAUCCACCGUCAGCCUCAGGAGGAUUGGACCGACCGGCGGCUGCAGCACCAGCUCCUCACCCAGCGUCUGGCUCUGGGUCACCCCAACAACCUCUUGCCCUCCCCAGGCGGUAACCUGCUCUCGCCCCAGGCGGCCGCUCUGACCUUUCCCUCUCCCGGCAACAACCCAAACGCAGACAAUGUCCUCAGCCUCGUAACCAAUAGCAACGGCAUCACUCCCAGCAACGGCAGUGUCCAGGAUCCCAUCGCCGUGGUAACAUACAGCAACGCCGCUCCGUCAAACUCUCGUGUGAUCGCCAACGUCGACGGCGUUGACUCGAACCCAAGAGAGCCCACCUCUGUCUUACCUCUCCACCAAUCAUGGGGCUCGUAUGGACGUGGCCCCGACCCCACUAGCUUCUACUGCAACACAGAAGGGAAAGACACCGUUGGAGCUGGGACAGCAGGCGGGAAAGAGCAAAUGAACUGGCAGUAGUGCUCAACUCUCUCAAAGGCAUCACCACCACCGAGCCUCACCAAAGGAUUUUUAUUCAGCUAGAUUAAAACUAAAACUUCAGUACUCUUUCAUUUACUUCAAAGAAACAUCGUCACAUUUUGUUUGUUUUGAUGUAAAUGGUGUAUUUAGAUAUGUUACAUAUUUCAAUGUUUUUUAUGCUUUUGAUAUUUGAAUAAAUUCUGUGACCUCA
Gasterosteus aculeatus aculeatus (three-spined stickleback) is the source of this 3535-nucleotide messenger RNA. RefSeq lists its product as uncharacterized. NCBI's taxonomy places the organism in Eukaryota, Metazoa, Chordata, Actinopteri, Perciformes, Gasterosteidae. Gene Ontology annotation, cellular component: histone deacetylase complex; transcription regulator complex. The record is from RefSeq and is a predicted model, not a curated record. Gene Ontology annotation, molecular function: transcription corepressor activity. Gene Ontology annotation, biological process: regulation of transcription by RNA polymerase II; negative regulation of DNA-templated transcription.